AUUUAGAAUCAGUAAUAGAUAUUGAGUUAAAUAUUAUUGCAACUUUGGAUUUAAAUGCUAUAAUUGUUAAUGAUAAUAUAAACCUUAAUGAAGAUAAUCAAGAAAAAGUAAAUUUAGAAAGUGAAGAAGAUUUUGAUUUAGAAGAUCUAAUAGAUGAAGUUUUAAAAGAUUUUGAGUAA
Messenger RNA from Funneliformis caledonium, 179 nucleotides. NCBI's taxonomy places the organism in Eukaryota, Fungi, Glomeromycota, Glomeromycetes, Glomerales, Glomeraceae. The record is from the annotation of a GenBank genome assembly.